UCCAGGGGCGGGCAGUUGAGCCGGCCUGAAGGUCUGGAGCCCGGUUUUCCUGCCACACCGGCCCAGUCCGACGGUGACCGUGGUUGAGGAUGGCAUUCCCAACCAGGGCACAGCCCUCGGUCAUCCCAGAAGACGAGGAACUUUCCCAGGGUCCGGUCAACGACGCCCCCGACACAGAGGGGAAUGAGGACGAGAAGGCCGUGUCCCGAUUGCAACGCCGGCAAAGUGACAUAAAGGUCUAUAAAGAGUUCUGCGAUUUCUACGCACGAUUCAACAUGGCAAACGCCCUGGCCAAUGCCACCUGCGAACGCUGCCGAGGGGGCUUUGCCCCGGCGGAGAAGAUUGUGAACAGCAACGGCGAGCUGUACCACGAGCAGUGUUUCGUGUGUGCCCAGUGUUUCCAGCAGUUUCCGGAAGGGCUCUUCUACGAGUUCGAAGGAAGGAAGUACUGCGAGCAUGAUUUUCAGAUGCUUUUCGCACCUUGCUGCCGCCAGUGCGGGGAGUUCAUCAUUGGACGGGUCAUUAAAGCUAUGAACAACAGCUGGCACCCGGAAUGCUUCCGCUGCGAUCUCUGCCAGGAAGUCCUGGCGGACAUCGGAUUUGUCAAGAAUGCUGGGAGACAUCUCUGUCGUCCGUGCCACAAUCGGGAGAAAGCCAGAGGAUUGGGGAAAUACAUCUGCCAGAAGUGCCACGCCAUUAUCGACGAACUGCCGCUCAUAUUCAAGAACGACCCGUAUCAUCCUGAUCACUUCAACUGUGCUCACUGCGGGAAAGAGCUGACGGCGGAAGCCCGGGAACUGAAGGGAGAGCUGUACUGCUUGCCGUGCCACGACAAAAUGGGGGUGCCCAUCUGCGGGGCGUGUCGGCGGCCGAUCGAAGGCCGUGUUGUCAACGCCAUGGGCAAGCAGUGGCAUGUGGAGCAUUUCGUCUGCGCUAAGUGUGAAAAGCCAUUCCUGGGGCAUCGUCACUACGAGAGGAAAGGACUGGCCUAUUGUGAAACCCACUACAAUCAGCUGUUUGGCGAUGUCUGCUUCCACUGUAACCGUGUCAUCGAAGGAGACGUUGUUUCAGCUCUGAACAAGGCCUGGUGUGUGAACUGCUUUGCCUGUUCGACUUGCAACACUAAGUUAACGCUCAAGGAUAAAUUUGUUGAAAUUGAUCUUAAGCCAGUCUGCAAACACUGUUACGAGAAAAUGCCAGAAGAAUUUAAGCGGCGACUUGCCAAACGGGAGCGGGACGCAAAGGAUAAAGACAAGCAGAAAAAGAAAAAGCCCAUCUGAAUAAAUUUGUGGAGUUUGACAUGAAGCCAGUGUGUAAGAAAUGCUAUGAGAAGUUCCCCCUGGAACUGAAGAAAAGGCUUAAGAAGCUGGCUGAUACAUUAGGGAGAAAAUAACUUUGGUUUCCCCUGUUUUGUUCUUUUUUCUAUGCAAAGAAACGGAAACGUUACCAAAUGUUACUUGCCUUGUUUCCCUCUUCUUCAGGAUCAUGCCCCAUGGAAAAUGGAAGAAAAGAAAAUAUCCCUGGUAUACAAAUGGCUUUGUAAUGUUAUCGUCUUCCCCUUCUAGGAGAACCCUGCUUUCUCUGUCUAUAGCUAUGAUAGUGCACCGCUGAAAUUCUACAUCUUCCUUUCAGUGUAAAUAAGGAGAAUGUAUUAGCAAAGUAAGUGUCACAUCGUAAACUAAAGAUUAACUGAGGGGAAAAAAAAAUCCAAAUUAACUUAUUUUUAUGGAAGUCAGAUAAUUCAGUCCCAAACAACACCCAGCCUUAUUUUAAAUCCUAUUUAAUGAAAAACCAAGAUCUCCCAUUUUUCGUUCUUGCCAAAGUACACAGUAAUACAUCAACGGAAACAUGGGGAAAUCAGGAGUUACAUGAUAGUAAUGAUAGAAGCGAAUAGAUCAGGCUAUUUGAACUUCGUUGUUUUCUUCUGCUAAUGCAGUCAUUAUCGUGCAUGGUUUUCUAUUUUAUUUACCUUUGGGGGCCUUAUUCUUUCACCUAAAUCCUUAACUCAGUAGUUAGAUUAUCUGUUGACUGUGCAUGCGUUUUUCAUAUUUUUGUGCAGAAAAUUUCUACCAGGUAUUUGAAAAGACCAUAUACUUUAACUAUAUUGGACAUAUGAAGUAUUUUUUUUAACGUUAAUGUAUUAAAAGCAAAUAUUGUUAUCUUUAUAGCUAAACUAGGUAUAGCUCUAGGGUAGGACAUUAUUAAAUAAAAUGGUAUGCUAUUUCAGUAGAGAAUGGAUGUAUUCAUUGUUCAGCGUAUCCUGGAUAUUGCUAGAUUUUCGAGUCACAGCAGGCCCUAUUGUGCCCCUUAUCAGGAAGGAGUUGGGCUAAAAUUAACCCAGUCCCAUGUCCAAUAAUAGGGAAUCUGGGCACCUGAAUUAGAAACAGCCAUUUUAGGGUGCUGAAGUCAUGGUUACGCUGAAGCGAUCCACCCUCAUUCCAUUUUAUAUAGGAUCGAGAUUACCUUUCCUUAAGAAAGUGCAUUUUUAAAUCUGAAUUUCUUGCCGCUUAUCCUUAGCACAGUGCCGAGUUAAACCAAGUGUAUUUCAUUAAACGCAUUACCUC
Ornithorhynchus anatinus (platypus) is the source of this 2564-nucleotide messenger RNA. It is a transcript of the gene LIMS1, whose product is annotated as LIM zinc finger domain containing 1. Gene Ontology annotation, biological process: positive regulation of integrin-mediated signaling pathway; positive regulation of substrate adhesion-dependent cell spreading; cell-cell adhesion. Lineage: Eukaryota; Metazoa; Chordata; Mammalia; Monotremata; Ornithorhynchidae. The transcript is spliced from 11 exons. The record is from RefSeq and is a predicted model, not a curated record. Bases 90 to 1280 code for a protein of 396 amino acids. Gene Ontology annotation, cellular component: cytoplasm; focal adhesion; cell-cell junction.